GUACUCACCGCAGCCUCUUCAUUCACAGCCUCCACGCCCAGCUGCCAAAUGAACGCUUCUUGCCAGCUCGCCGUCUGCUCGCACAUGCGCUCUCUGCUCAUCUCCUUCCUGCGGACCACGCAGCCUCGCUUCACCGCCGUCCGCAGACGGCACUACGAGGCUCUGCUGUAUAGGAGUCACGGGCACCCGAACGACGUGAUCAAAAUGGAAAAGAUGACCCUGCCAGACAUUGGAGCCAUGGAUGUUCGGCUUAGGAUGUUGGCAGCCCCUGUCAAUCCUGCAGAUAUAAACAUGAUUCAAGGUACUUAUGGCAUCCUGCCCUCUCUACCUGCAGUUGGAGGAAAUGAAGGACUAGCUGAGGUUAUUGAAGUAGGCAAUCAAGUUACAACACUAAGUCCAGGGGACUGGGUUAUCCCAGUAGAUGCUGAAUUUGGGACAUGGCGAAUUGAAGCCGUAUGUAAUGAGAGGGAUCUAAUUCCAGUUCCCAAUGAUAUACCAUUGCUCAGUGCUGCAACCAUUGGUGUAAACCCAUGUACUGCUUAUAGGAUGCUACAUGACUUUAUACAGUUGAAACCAGGAGACACAGUAAUUCAAAAUGGUGCCAACAGUGCAGUAGGUCAAGCUGUAAUUCAGAUUGCAGCCUCGAUGGGGAUAAAUACUAUUAACAUUGUAAGAAACAGACCAGAUCUACAGAAUUUGGUUCAAAAACUGAAGGCACUGGGGGCAAACUACAUUAUUGCUGAAGAACAACUGCAUAAAUCUAGUGCUGAAAAUAUACUGAAGGAUGUUCCAAAGCCCAAACUGGCACUAAAUUGUGUGGGUGGACCAAAUGCUGCAUAUCUCGUCGAUCAUUUAGACUAUGGGGGUAAAUUGGUCACCUAUGGCGGAAUGUCUAAAAAGCCAGCCCUACUUCCUGCAAAAGCGGUGAUUUUCAGAAAUAUCACAGUUGAAGGAUUCUGGAUGACACAAUGGAAAAGAAACAACAAACAAGACAUUUCCAAGCUGCAGUCAAUGGUGGCAGACCUGUGUGAACUGGUGAAGACUGGGAAAUUCUCCUCGCCACUCUGCACAAAGAUUCCCUUUCAAGAUUACAAACAAGCUCUGUCAGCAGCUUUGCAGCCAUUCCAGGGCAGAAAACAUGUUCUUGUAAUGUAGAUUUUGGUGAAAUAUUUAAGAUAAAAUAUAUAUAUUAUUUAAAAUGAUUUUUAUCACUUCUAAAGAAAAUGGGCUGUGGUUCCAAUUCCAAAAAUCAAGAUGUUCUAUGUGGUGCACUGCUAC
This is a messenger RNA of Erpetoichthys calabaricus (reedfish), 1278 nucleotides long. Its product is annotated as enoyl-[acyl-carrier-protein] reductase, mitochondrial. Gene Ontology annotation, biological process: fatty acid metabolic process. Gene Ontology annotation, molecular function: trans-2-enoyl-CoA reductase (NADPH) activity. NCBI's taxonomy places the organism in Eukaryota, Metazoa, Chordata, Cladistia, Polypteriformes, Polypteridae. Gene Ontology annotation, cellular component: mitochondrion. Bases 49 to 1155 code for a protein of 368 amino acids. The transcript is spliced from 10 exons. The record is from RefSeq and is a predicted model, not a curated record.